Molecule: messenger RNA, 1950 nt
Organism: Fomitiporia mediterranea MF3/22
Lineage: Eukaryota; Fungi; Basidiomycota; Agaricomycetes; Hymenochaetales; Hymenochaetaceae
Exons: 1
Coding region: 40-1830 (596 amino acids)
Molecular function (GO): protein binding
Source: RefSeq, a predicted model, not a curated record
CCAACUCGUCACAGAAAAGCUACUGCUCUCGCCUCCACCAUGCUGCCAUUCAGUCCCUCAGAGGCAUCCAAAAAUCCACGACAAGUUGCGCCGAAAGGAGACAAACAUCCAAUCGUAGAACUCUUGCCGGUCGAGGUAAUUGAGUAUAUCUUCGAAACUGGGACACGUGCAGAAGGGGCGGACAAAGGCUGGGACGGCGUUCGGAAUGACAAGCAUGGCUUGAACAGACCGCGAAAAUCACUUUUCCCAGUGCGUGUGUCACAUGUGUGUCGACGCUGGAGACGUAUUGCGAUCGAUGUGCCUUCACUAUGGACAAGGCUCGACUUUAUGGAGCCUCGUCCUUUCGAGAAGAGCAAGGUGUGGCUUGAACGGUCGAAGCGGGCCCCAUUGGAUCUGUCUAUUGACUUGUACACAGUCGAGGACGGAAUUGACGUAGAUGAUACUGACUCUCAAUAUGACGAUACUGACUCUUGGGAUGACGAUAUUGACUCUUGGGAUGACGAUAACCAGGGAUAUCAAUGUCGAAAUGACUUAGCUGUACAAGACAUUGACUGCAUCUUAGACUUGAUAAUCCCCCAUGUCUCUCGAUGGCGUACUUUCAGGCUCUCAAUGCGCUUCUACAAGCACGCAUAUUCAACGCUUAUACGCCUAGGAAAAUGUCCAGCGGAUCCCGGCGCGCCAAUACUCCAGGCAUUCGCUCUCUAUUAUAACAAUAGUGGUUCUAGCUCCCGGUUCCCCAAUCUUGAACAUAAACUUCCAUUUGGGGGGCAUGCGCCGAUGCUUACGCAAGCUGUAUUUCAUGGAAUUGAUAUAGACUGGAAGCUUCUUAUCCCUCCUUCAGAACGAUCUGCGAUUUCGUCAUUAUAUUCAAUACCGACUUUCACAACCAACCUCACAGAUCUCGAUUUCAAUUACCACUCGGGGGACGUCCGACCUUCUUACGAGGAGUUCAUAACCAUACUCCGAUGCGCACCGAAUCUAGCCUCUCUCAAAUUCCAUUGUUCCUCACCAGCUCCUCGCCAGCAAGGACUCGUUGCACAACCGAUAUUCCUACCUAACUUGCGAUAUCUUCGUCUCCGAGAGAUUGAAAAAGAAGAUGCAUGCGCAUUAUUGCGUAUGUUCUAUGCUCCGGUCCUAAAAAGUAUCUCCCUCAGCCUUGGCGAGGAGGUGUAUGAUGCAUUUAUACGCCAAUUAGCAGCUCCAAUGCCAUUACCGGAUCCGCAGUCACCCGGUUUUAGGGACCUCAUUUUCCUUCCAUCGUCAUCAGGCGAUGUUCCAGAUUCAUUGUCGUUAUCAGAAGAAGGAGAGGAGGCCGGACGCUUCGUAGACUCUAGAGAGCUCAAAUCCAUCCUACACAAUGUAACUGAAGUGAACCUCACUUGUAUAACCUGCUCAACAGACAGCCCACAACGCUUCUACUCCGCGUGCCAUAACCUUAAACGUCUCAGCCUCGAUAUGAUUUGCAUCCCUCUGGAGUUCUUUUCCGUCUUCAUGAAAGACCAUGCUAUCCCAGGUUGUCAGGGUGGCGGUAGCAACGCCAGUCUUUCUCUUUCCUCCACCACAAGCUCUGUCGAUCUAAUGACUCAGCCCGGAACACCACUCUGCAAACACCUCGAAUCAUUAUCGAUCACGGGAAUUUCGGGUAAACAACUAAUUGCAUUUGUCAAAAAGCGUAAAGCACAGGGUAUACCUUUACAAGAGUUGCAUUACUGUCUAACGUGGAAAGACAUUGCGACGACGACGGAAAAGGAGAGAAGGUUGCUGAAAAGGUGGCUGAUUGCGAACGUCAGGAGUGUCAAGAUUGUUGGUCUUAGAUUAAAAGGGGGUUGAUGACGAAGGAGAAGGGAAGAUGCGAUGGACGAAAUUUAGAGAUCAAUCAAAGUAUGGGCAUGAUAUUGUACCACUGUAUUUUCUUAAGUGUACUCACUUACAGCCUACAUAUAAUCCAUC